Messenger RNA from Ictidomys tridecemlineatus (thirteen-lined ground squirrel), 3894 nucleotides. The record is from RefSeq and is a predicted model, not a curated record. Lineage: Eukaryota; Metazoa; Chordata; Mammalia; Rodentia; Sciuridae.
AUGAAGCAGAAGUCGGGGAUCACAUUGCCCAGAUAUUCCACCAGACACAUUCCUGAGGAGAGUAUCAAGGAACAACUUGGGGAGAGAGCGCAGAGCUGGCUCCAGUGGGUCCAGGGGAGCCAGGGCGAGGCGGCGCCGGUGCUCGCUCGCGUCCGGGGACACUCGGGAGGAGCCGGUGCUGAGCGCACCGCCUUGGGCCCUGGGGAUUGGUUGAGGCGCCCCGGAGGGGAUCCCCGGAGACUCCUGGGACCCUGUUACACUCCUCCCUGUCCUUGGACGCGCGGGAAGAGGGGGCUGGCAGCAGGCUACCGUGGAGCUGGACUCAGAGGAAGGCCGCCCGUACUCGGGGAAGCUGUUUCGGAGGCUAGCGGUGGGCCCCUGGGGCUCGGAGCGGAGCGCUUCCUGGCGGUGCCGGUGCGCACUGACGCCCAGGGACGCUUGGUGUCCCACGUGGUGUCAGCGGCAACGACCGGAGCGGGGGUACGAGCUCGCAGGGCCGCCCCUGUCCAAACCUCCGGCUUCCCAGGAGGCAGUGAGGAAGACCCUAGCGACCGCUUGUUCUACAAUGUCACGGUCUUUGGCCGAGACCUGCACCUGCGGCUGCGGCCCAAUGCCCGCCUCGUGGCUCCCGGGGCUACUGUGGAGUGGCAGGGUGAGACGGGUGCAACCCGAGUGGAACCCCUGCUUGGGACCUGCCUAUACGUUGGCGACGUGGCCGGCUUAGCUGAAGCCUCCUCAGUGGCGCUCAGUAACUGCGAUGGACUGGCUGGUUUAAUCCGGACGGAGGAGGAGGAAUUCUUCAUCGAGCCUCUGGAGAAAGGGCUGGUGGCGCAGGAGGCUGAGCAUGGCAGAGUGCACGUGGUAUAUCGCCGACCGCCCACCCCUAAAACCCCUCUUCUGGAGGGUCCACAGGCCUUGGACACAGGGGCCUCCCUGGGCAACUUGGAUAGCCUCAGCCAAGCGCUGGGCAUCUUGGAGGAGCAGGUCAACAGCUCCAGGAGGAGGGCGCGAAGACACGCUGCCGAUGACGACUACAACAUUGAAGUCCUGCUGGGUGUGGACGACUCCGUGGUUCAGUUCCACGGGAAGGAGCACGUGCAGAAGUACCUGCUGACGCUCAUGAACAUCGUCAACGAAAUCUAUCAUGACGAGUCCCUGGGGGCCCACAUCAAUGUUGUCCUGGUACGGAUUAUUCUGCUGAGCUAUGGGAAGUCCAUGAGCCUCAUUGAGAUUGGGAACCCCUCUCAGAGCCUGGAGAACGUCUGCCGCUGGGCAUACCUGCAGCAGAAGCCAGACACAGGCCAUGAUGAGUAUCACGAUCACGCCAUCUUCCUCACUCGGCAGGACUUUGGACCAUCAGGCAUGCAAGGCUAUGCUCCUGUCACCGGGAUGUGCCACCCCGUCCGCAGCUGUACCCUGAACCAUGAGGACGGCUUCUCCUCAGCAUUUGUGGUGGCCCAUGAGACUGGCCACGUGCUGGGCAUGGAACACGAUGGUCAGGGCAACCGCUGUGGCGACGAGGUGCGACUGGGUAGCAUCAUGGCACCCCUGGUACAGGCUGCCUUCCACCGCUUCCACUGGUCCCGCUGCAGCCAGCAGGAGCUCAGCCGCUACCUGCACUCCUAUGACUGCCUGCGUGAUGACCCCUUCGCCCAUGACUGGCCAGCCCUGCCCCAGCUCCCAGGGCUGCAUUAUUCCAUGAAUGAGCAGUGCCGCUUUGACUUCGGCCUGGGCUACAUGAUGUGCACCGCGUUCCGCACCUUCGAUCCCUGCAAACAGCUUUGGUGCAGCCACCCUGACAAUCCCUAUUUUUGCAAGACCAAGAAGGGACCCCCUCUGGAUGGGACUAUGUGUGCACCUGGCAAGCAUUGCUUUAAAGGACAUUGCAUCUGGCUGACACCUGACAUCCUCAAACGGGACGGCAACUGGGGUGCCUGGACUCCAUUCGGCUCCUGCUCUCGUACCUGUGGCACCGGUGUGAGGUUCAGGACUCGCCAGUGUGACAACCCACACCCAGCCAAUGGGGGACGUACCUGCUCUGGCCUAGCCUAUGACUUCCAGCUCUGCGGCACCCAAGACUGCCCUGACUCCCUGGCUGACUUCCGGGAGGAGCAGUGCCGGCAGUGGGACCUGUACUUUGAGCACGGAGAUGGCCAGCACCACUGGCUGCCCCACGAACACCGGGAUGCCAAGGAGAGAUGCAACCUCUACUGUGAGUCCAAGGAGACUGGGGAGGUGGUGUCCAUGAAACGCAUGGUGCAUGACGGGACACGCUGCUCCUACAAGGAUGCCUUCAGCCUCUGUGUGCGUGGGGACUGCAAGAAGGUGGGUUGUGAUGGGGUGAUUGGCUCCAGCAAACAAGAGGACAAGUGUGGCGUGUGUGGAGGUGACAACACUCACUGCAAAGUGGUCAAGGGUACUUUUACGCGCUCACCCAAAAAGCAAGGUUACAUCAAGAUGUUUGAGAUCCCUCCUGGGGCCAGGCACCUACUCAUCCAAGAGGCAGACGGCACUGAGCACCAUCUGGCCGUCAAGAAUGUGGAAACCGGCAAGUUCAUCCUAAAUGAAGAGAACCACCUGGACCCCAAUUCCAGAUCCUUCAUUGCCAUGGGCGUGGAGUGGGAGUACAGGGACGAGGAUGGCAGGGAGACGCUGCAGACCAUGGGCCCCCUCCACGGGACCAUCGCUGUGCUGGUUAUCCCAGAGGGAGAUGCCCGGAUCUCACUGACAUACAAAUACAUGAUCCAUGAAGACUCACUCAACGUUGAUGACAACAAUGUCCUUGAAGAUGACUCCGUGAGCCAUGAAUGGGCCCUGAAGAAGUGGUCUCCCUGCUCCAAGCCCUGUGGCGGAGGGUCCCAGUUCACCAAGUAUGGCUGCCGCAGGAAGCUGGACCACAAAAUGGUGCACCGUGCCUUCUGCAACUCCCUGGCGAAGCCCAAAGCCAUCCGCCGGACUUGCAACCCACAGGAGUGCUCCCAGCCUGUGUGGGUCACAGGAGAGUGGGAGCCUUGCAGUCACAGCUGUGGGCGCACGGGCAUGCAGGUGCGCUCUGUGCGCUGCGUCCAGCCACUUCAUGACAAUACCACCCGCUCCGUGCACACCAAGCACUGCAAUGACAACCGGCCAGAGAGCCGUCGGGCCUGCAGUCGUGAGCUCUGCCCUGGUCGGUGGCGGGCUGGGCCUUGGUCCCAGUGCUCAGUGACCUGUGGCAAUGGCACCCAGGAGCGACCAGUGCUCUGCCGAACUGUGGAUGACAGCUUUGGUAUCUGCCUGGAGGAGCGGCCUGAGACAGCAAGGAUAUGCAGGCUUGGCCCCUGUCCUCGGAACAUCUCUGAUCCCUCCAAGAAGAGCUACGUGGUUCAGUGGCUGUCCCGCCCAGACCCCGACUCACCCACCCAGAAGAUCUCGUCAAAGGGCCACUGCCAAGGCGACAAGUCAAUGUUCUGUAGGAUGGAAGUCUUGUCUCGCUAUUGUUCCAUCCCAGGCUACAACAAACUCUGCUGCAAGUCCUGCAACCUACGGGACAACCUCACCGACCCGGACGCUGGGGCAGAGCCGCCGCCUGGGAAGCACAACGACAUUGAUGUGUUCAUGCCUACCCUCCCGGGGCCCACCCUAGCCACAGAGGUGCAGCCGUCACCAGGGACCCCCUUGGGUGUUCCUCUCAAUGUCUCCAGCACAAAUGCCACUGAGGAUCACCCAGAAACAAAUGCCGUAGAUGUACCCUACAAAAUCCACGGCCUGGAUGAAGAAGUCCAGCCCCCCAACCUCAUCCCUCGACGACCGAUCCCAUAUGAAAGGACCAGGAACCAAAGAAUUCAGCAGCUCAUUGACGCAAUACGGAAGAAAGGGACACUCGGGAAGUUCUAAUAAAAUGGAAAGAUAGCAUCA